AUGACAAAACUAAUUAUUAAACUUAAUAAUGUUUCGUUAAAUAAAGACUAAAAUUUAUUUAUUUUUUAUUUAUUAGCCAAUUUAUUUAAAACUUUUUAAUUUAAGAAAUAAGAUAAAGAAAUAGAGUCAUAUGUAUUGUUAAAUAUCCUUUAAAACAAAAUCCUGAUUUAUUUGAAAAUUAGUACAGUUAAUACACGUUAAUAAAUCUUAAAAGAUGAAAAUAUUACAUAUAAAUUUUGGAUUUCUUAUAGAUCAUGA
Messenger RNA from Paramecium sonneborni, 258 nucleotides. NCBI's taxonomy places the organism in Eukaryota, Ciliophora, Oligohymenophorea, Peniculida, Parameciidae. The record is from the annotation of a GenBank genome assembly.